Molecule: messenger RNA, 1439 nt
Organism: Rhizopus microsporus ATCC 52813
Lineage: Eukaryota; Fungi; Mucoromycota; Mucoromycetes; Mucorales; Rhizopodaceae
Product: tetrapyrrole biosynthesis, uroporphyrinogen III synthase
Exons: 1
Coding region: 444-1244 (266 amino acids)
Biological process (GO): uroporphyrinogen III biosynthetic process
Molecular function (GO): uroporphyrinogen-III synthase activity
Source: RefSeq, a predicted model, not a curated record
CAACAUUACGUAAUAAUGAAAUUUCAAUUCUUUAGUCACCUUUUGCUUCACUCUUUCCUUCUUUCUUAUUGUUUCAGGAUGUCAAUCAUUUUAAUAUAAAAAAGGAUCAAAAAAAAUCUCUAUUCUUUUUUACUCGUGCUACCAUUUAUGAUUGUGUGUAUUCAAAACAUGGUUUAAAAUUAGAUUUCCGAACCCUUACAAAAAAAAGAAAAGAACAAAGACGGUUUUCGCUUUCCCCUCUUCCCCUUGAUACGAUCUCCUUGACUUAUAAAAAUAAAAAGCUUAUUCUUUUUCAUUUCCGAGGGUAAAAGUAAAAAGAAGAGUAGCAACCAUCAAAAGACGUCAUUUUUCGGGGCCAAUAAAAUUGCUAUUUUUACAUAAUUAUUAUUAUUAUCACUUCGGCAUCUCUCCGACUGGUCUCCCUUUUUUUUUUUGUUAAACUUAUGCUAGAAAAACGUGUUUGGAUAUUCAAAGAUAAAAAAGACAACAAUGAUGAAUAUGACACGCUAUUGAUUAAAAAUAAUUAUUCACCUGAGUUUAUACCCCUACUUGAUUACACAUGUCAAAAUGUCGACAUGCUCAAGUCCAUCUUAAUUACUGGUCCACAUGCCCUCAACCUCUCUGGUCUCAUCUUGACUUCACAAAAGUCAGUUCAUACUCUUACAAAAGCCUAUACACCUUUAAAAGAAGAAAUACGUCAGCAGUGGCAUGAACUACCUGUAUUCAUCGUAGGACCACAAACAGAACAAUUAUUGGCCCAAUCCCCUUUAUACAGCCACUGUCACACGAAUCACUGGAUAGAAGCACCCCGAGCUCUUGAACUAAUCAAGCCAAUCAUAGAUCAUUAUAAUAAAAAGGGCCAACUAUUAUUCUUAGCGGGCGACAAACGACGUGAUGUGAUACCCCAAGCAUUGACAGAGGCCAAGAUACCCUUUCGUGAAGUACAGACCUAUGCAACCUGUCCUCAUCCUGAUCUGCCUGCCAGACUGCAGCAAUUGGAACAGGCUGAAGCAGAAUGGGCGGUGUUCUUUAGUCCCUCGGGGUUAAAGUUUAUUCAAUCCGCUUUACCUACCUCCAAACUUCUCCAACCAGGUCAAAUCAAGAUUGCUGCCAUUGGCCCCACCACAGCGGAUUACGCCCAUGCCCUUGGCCUGACCGUUCAUGCCGUGGCCGAAAAACCCGACGCAAAGCACCUGGUCGAUGCCGUGGUUAAAUCUGACAUGACGGGAAAAUGCCAAAAAUAGAUAAUUUAUCCUCUUACGAAAUAGAAUAAUAAUAAAAAAAAAAAAAAGCUUGGCAUACAGAAUAUAGAAAAUACUGUGCUAUCCAUUCUACUUGCAAUUAUCCAUUGAGCCCCAUAUUUUAGGAUAAGCAAAGAUCUUUGAAUAAAGUACUAUAUCUGAUGAUGUUUUUGUUGUAUUGGGGCGUGCCAUUGCAAG